Neurospora hispaniola is the source of this 930-nucleotide messenger RNA. RefSeq lists its product as uncharacterized. The transcript is spliced from 2 exons. The coding region runs from base 328 to 801 and encodes 157 amino acids. Lineage: Eukaryota; Fungi; Ascomycota; Sordariomycetes; Sordariales; Sordariaceae. The record is from RefSeq and is a predicted model, not a curated record.
AGAAGACCUCAGCACGUCAAAACCGGCAAGUUAAACUUCAUUUAAGUUUGGGCUGAUGAUUCGUUUGGGCGUCCCAGAGGUGUCAGCGCUUGAAACCUUGGGCUCAUGACGGAUGCUUUGGCUGCCCGGUCUCCGAUUCCUGAUGGCUUCAUGACGCCUGUCACCGAACACCUCCAGCUUGCCCAUGCUCCCAUCGGUGUUGGAUGGACCGAAACAAAGACCAUCAUGUCGCAAACCACAACGCUGAUUCCCAUGGUGAGCGCACAUUGGACCCCGUGGCCUAUCUCUUAAUCCCUCAUUGGUAUCCAUCUACGCCAUUGCAAUCGCAUGCCAUCGGACAACGACCGAGAUUCUCAUGCAGCUAUGUACAUAUUGCACCAAGGGUCCAUAGGGCUAAUGAGGAGGGGUCGGGUCCAACCACAGAGAGUCAAAAUGACCAGGAAUCACCAAAUUCGACCCGGAAUACGCAAGACUACAAAGUCGAUCUUCCCCCGACAAGACCGACCUUUCCUGCUUUUGGCAUGGAUGAAUGCGAGUGUUAUGCACAAGUCAGACCAUGCGAGCCGCACGCUUAACGUAUCCUCCCAUGCCUUUGCCAACCACUUCAUCGCCAAAAAGCUGCUUCUGCCAACUUUAUCGCCUUGCGAGAAAGACCAUCAGCCAAGCGCGCAAAAGGGCCGGUUUGUCUCGCGGCCGCAAUAUCAAAAUCUUUUUAAUGGACCCGACAGCGAGGCGUCACCAGAUGAAGCGCUUGCUUCUCGCGCCUCAAGUGAAAUUCGCUACCCUAGGAUCGACACCUGAUUCGGUUGCCUCCGAGUAACGAAGCAACAUGAGGUCACAAAAGACAACUGGAAAUGUGGGUUCAAGGUGAUCACGGACCGAAGUGAAAUGGAUAGGGUCCUUCGGAAUGUCUCCUUCUGAUAUUGGGGG